CUAUCAUCCAAUUCAAACCUCUUGUCAUAGUUUACCAAUCACAUGGAAACCGAACCAUGACUACUUACCAACUUGGACCCUUGGUAGGCGGGACAAUCCACCAAUACGCAAAUGCCGUUGGCCAAAUCUAUUACUGCGAUACUGUUGCAGGGACGACAAGUUAUGCAAUCCCGGAGGGGUUCCAAGAUGUCGCAGGCGAUACCUGGGCCCUCGACACGACAAAGAGUUGGCCACAAUGGAACAACAACAGAACGGGGAGGGCAGUCCUCAUCAACCCUAACCCUCCACCGCCUCAAACAUACCUCGACGAUAUCAACGUCAAGGCUGCCCUCAACCUUCUGAUUAAGAUACCGGACUCGAGCGAACGAAUCUACCGAAGGCCUAUAGGAGACAUCCUUCGCUUCAUCUUCCCCUCAAGCGAAGGAUUUUCUGUCGUCUGGGAGGCGGUGUCUGUCAAUACCCAACCCGACUUCUACGUCUUUAAAGUUCUUCAAAGGCCCGGCAGAAGCCUAUACCAAUACGAGUACAUGCUCAUGGAAUGCAAGAAGGCGGGAGAGUCUUGGGAACACACAAAAGAUCAUUUCUACAAACAUCUCGCAGAAAAUGGGAACGAUUCCAAGAAUUGCUACGGAAUGGUUCAGAUUGGGUUUAAUGUGCAAUUCUGCAAGUACGAAAAUUACAAUUUUAGCGAGGUUGGGGAAGUGAUGCACCUCAUCAAUAAUGCCAACGACGUUAUAGCCUGGGGUCGACACAUCAAGGAUAAUCCCAUGCCGUUUCUGUAGACUAGUAGGUG
Molecule: messenger RNA, 793 nt
Organism: Lindgomyces ingoldianus
Lineage: Eukaryota; Fungi; Ascomycota; Dothideomycetes; Pleosporales; Lindgomycetaceae
Exons: 3
Coding region: 57-782 (241 amino acids)
Source: RefSeq, a predicted model, not a curated record